AUGCCACGCCCAACGCCGGUGCCUAUCGCUGCCGCUCGUCCACGCAAGCAACAGAAGCUCUCACCAGGGAAAGAGAACUUCGUUGCCGGCAAACCUACCUCGACCAACGGACCCGUCUCUAACAUACGCUCACGGAGGGAACGCCCUUGUGACGCGUGCAGGAGGAGGAAGAGCCGGUGUGUGAUACACGAGGGUGCUGCGUUGUGUGUUCUGUGCGAGUUCCACAAGCAAGAGUGCACCUUCGUACAGAGCCCACUGCCCAGGAAGAGGAAAGUCGUCGACGGCGACAAGAAGGGCUCACCUAACGUAUCGAAGAAGAGGUCUGUUGGUGCAGAGCCACCCCCACUAGCGCUCGCAACGCCCACCAUCACUGCAACUGCGCCAAGUCCUCCAUCGCCUCAGCCGUUGUUGGCGGCAAACAUCCACCUGCCUCAACUGGGUGAGACCUUGGGUCUGCAGCGUCGCCAGCACAGCAGGUACAUUGGGUUAAGCUCACCGUUCGACCCUACACUUAUCGGGUUAUCGCAUUUCGAUAUUCGCAACGAGUCCACUUUCGACCUUGGAACACUGCGACGAGUUAAUGAUCAUGAAUGUUUCAUUAUGCUUCCUGACGAAAACACACAAGAUCAUGCUGAAGAGGCCAAUUAUUUGAGCCAUGUCGAACAGCUUGUUCACCCUCAUGGCCCUGCCCUUCUUGACAUUUAUUUCCAGGUGGUCCACCCGAGCUACCCCAUCAUCCAGAAGCACCUUUUUAUUGAACGGUACCGAAGUGGUGACAGGAGUUUCUCGCCAGCGCUGCUGGCUGGAAUGUAUAUUCUGGCUCUUAACUGGUGGUCGUUGGAUCCAAAGCUUGCGAACUACUCGAAGCCUGACGCCGCUCGAUUGGAGGCUAUCGCGAUGAGAUCGCUGACGGUAGCCAUGGAGAGGCCGAAGUUGUCCACAGUUCAGGCAGGACUAUUGCUUUUGCAACGUCCAGAAGCCGAUUCGUGGAGUCUAACAACACAGUUGGUAGCAAUCGGGCAAGAGCUGGGUCUUCAUCUUGACUGCACAUCGUGGUCAGUUCCUCACUGGGAGCGUGGUUUGAGGAAGCGUAUUGCGUGGGCGCUGUACAUGCAGGAUAAGUGGAGCUCACUCAUCCACGGACGGCCAUCGCACAUCUUCAACGCAAACUGGGCGGUGAAGCCGACCAUAGAAGACGACUUCAACGAGGAAGGAGAUGGAUACGCGACGCGACAGGAAGAGACUGAAGAGGAACAAGAAGAGAACCACAGAAGUCGGAUACUGUUCGCCCAGAUGAUCAGUCUUACCCAAGUUAUGGCCGAGGUCAUGGACACCUUCUACACACAGACAGCAAUUCAGGACUUUGCAAACGCCGGACGAAAGUCGACAGAGUUGAUCUUGGCAAGGGCGAAGCCGGUCCAGAUCAAGCUGCGACAGUGGCAUGAAAGGCUACCUGCGGAGGUCAAGAUGCAUGCGCCGAGCAAGAGCAAGCUCAUUUCGACUGGGUACCUGCAUCUGGCUUAUUUUGCGACCGAGAUCACCCUCCACCGCCGCAUUGUGCAGUCCCUCGAUACUAAGGAGCCGGACAACUACGGUCUCUUCAUGUGCCGCAACGCAGCGAAGACUCGCCUUAUCUCCGCCAUGGACUUCGUCAACCGCUUGAAACCGGAACACCUCCAGGCUUUCUGGUUCUUCGCCUCGAAGGUGAACUUCACCCUAAUCGGCACAUUUGGCUCUCUCUUGUGGGCCACAGCACCAGCACGCGAAGAAGCCGAGUUCUACAAGCUUCGACUUCGCGAAUACCGCUGGACACUCUCCGUCUCUUCCAAGCGCGCCGACUUCCUCGAGUAUGCGGUAUCGAUGCUCGAUGCAAGCCGUGCUAUGCUGAACAACCUGGCCGAGAAGCCUAGCUUAGCAGAGCAGAUCAGCAAGGUUGGCGUUCCACCGCCAGCACCGCCGAUAAUGUAUCCUGUUAUGAGGCAGCCCCAGUUCGAUGAGGGUGAAGAUGUUCACAUGAACGACGACGGCGCCAGUUUCGAGGGCUUCGAUGAUGAGUCGCCGUACGGGAGUCGACCAGGUAGUGGUGCGCAUUCACCCUGUUCACAGUAA
Molecule: messenger RNA, 2109 nt
Organism: Macroventuria anomochaeta
Lineage: Eukaryota; Fungi; Ascomycota; Dothideomycetes; Pleosporales; Didymellaceae
Exons: 2
Coding region: 1-2109 (702 amino acids)
Biological process (GO): DNA-templated transcription
Cellular component (GO): nucleus
Molecular function (GO): zinc ion binding; DNA binding; DNA-binding transcription factor activity, RNA polymerase II-specific
Source: RefSeq, a predicted model, not a curated record